Molecule: messenger RNA, 2458 nt
Organism: Herpailurus yagouaroundi (jaguarundi)
Lineage: Eukaryota; Metazoa; Chordata; Mammalia; Carnivora; Felidae
Gene: PRRT2
Product: proline rich transmembrane protein 2
Exons: 4
Coding region: 94-1221 (375 amino acids)
Cellular component (GO): membrane
Source: RefSeq, a predicted model, not a curated record
CUCGCUCCCUCCCGGGCUGCGGCUGCUGCAACGGGGCGGCGGUGGCAGCAGCAGCGGGAGCAGUCUAGAAGCCGGCGUCGAGGUGAGACGGGGAUGGACAGAGGCUGCGGGAUUGCUGCUGUCUCUGCUGCUCCAUCCACUCCAUUGAGGUCCUCUCCUCUCUCCCCUCUCAAGAUGGCAGCCAGCAGCUCUGAGGUCUCGGAGAUGAAGGUGAUAGAAGAGGGUCCCCAAACCCAAGGAGAAGGGCCUGGCCAUUCUGAAGCCGAAACUGGCCCUCUCCAGGUCCCAGCUGGGGUCCCAGAUGAGCCAGAGGCCCUGCAGCCCGGCCCAGACGACACUGGGGCCCCUGUGGACUCAGAAACCAAAGCUGGACUGGUUCCAGAAACCACAGAGACCCUAACUGGGGCCCCAGGAACAGCCCAGGCCAGAGACCUCAGCUCAAGUCCAGGAGGGGAGUCAAAUGCCAACCCCAGCCCCAAAGAAGCACACCAAGAGCCGGCACCCAAACCAGAAGCAAAUAAAGAGGCCACUGCAGACCAGGGGUCUGAUCUGGGGUCUGCAGCCCCACUUGAGCCAGCCUCAGAGUCUGCUCCCCAGCUGGACACCCAGUCAGACCCUCAGCCAGACUGCCAGCCAGAUUCCCAGCCCACCCCCAAGUCAGCUCUUCAGCCAGAGCCCCCUACCCAGGAGGACCCCACCCCUGAGGUCCUGACUGAGAGUGUGGGGGAAAAGCAAGAAAAUGGGGCAGUGGUUCCCCUGCAGGCUGGCGAUGGGGAAGAGGGCCCAGCCCCUCAGCCUCACUCGCCACCCUCAACAAAAACCCACCCAGCCAAUGGGGCUCCUCCCCGCGUGCUGCAGCAGCUGGUUGAGGAGGAUCGACUAGGAAGGGCUCACAGUGGGCAUCCAGGAUCUCCCAGAGGUAGCCUGAGCCGCCACCCCAGCUCCCAGCUGGCAGGGUCUGGGGUGGAGGGGGGUGAAGGCACCCAGAAACCUCGGGACUACAUCAUCCUCGCCAUCCUGUCCUGCUUCUGCCCCAUGUGGCCUGUCAACAUCGUGGCCUUCGCUUAUGCUGUCAUGUCCCGGAACAGCCUGCAGCAGGGGGACGUGGAUGGGGCCCAGCGUCUGGGCCGCGUGGCAAAGCUCUUAAGCAUCGUGGCGCUGGUAGGGGGGGUCCUCAUCAUCAUCGCCUCCUGCGUCAUCAACUUAGGCGUGUAUAAGUGAGGGGCUCUGCCCCGCAUUCCAAGAUUUUUCUUCCUGUUGGGAGCUGCCUUGGGCCCAUCCUCCCCUGGGGGGAGCCCAAUCGAUGGCCCAGGCCCGCACCCAUAGGGACCAAGGGAGCCUGAGCGGCCUUGUUUACAGCCAGCUUCUUUCCUGCUCCUGCAUCCUGCCAGGCUCCUGUGCCAACCGUAGGCCUCUCUUCUUCCUGCACUGUUUCCAACCUCCCUGCACUUCUGCCUGCAUCCCCUCCAGCCUCUUGGCCUCCCUAUCCCUGCACUUCUGGAAACCUCCCUGCACUUCUGGAAAUCUCCCUGAAGGUCUCACAAACUCUCUCUGCUCUCACCCUCCCUGCACUCCUCCCAACUUCCCGAAUUCCCUGCACCUCAGCCCCAGUGUCCCCCUUUCAACUUUCACUGUCGUGGCAUAUUUCCCCAUUCCUUUCUUCCUUCUCCCCGGUAUCAUCUCUCCUUCCCCUUUCACACCUUCUGCCCCCUUCCUGCCUCAUCUCUCCUCAGCAUUUCUUCCUCCCCUCAGGAUCCUUUCCUCUUCCCUCUUGCCACCGUUUUCUCUGCAAAAACUCCAGCACGUAGGUCAGGCUGGGGGAGGGGAGCGGUAUCAGGGGAGGGCUCCCCAGCCUGGGUUCCGACUAUUUUCUGCUGGGCCCACCCAGGUCCUGACGCCCCCGGAGCGCCUCUGGGUCGCAGAGCUGGCAAGCCAGGCCUUGUCUGGGGACUUGUGCAGGGUGUCGUGCACUGUUGCUAGCUCUGUUCUGAACACGCACCUGCGAGGAGGAAGGGGCGUGGCUGUUGACCCUCUCCGGUCAGCCCGAGUUGACCUGCCCCACCUGGGCUUUUUAACCCGGUCAGCGAGUUUCUUAAAGGCGUCGGGACUGGGGUCAUUCACGUGCUUUGUAGCGAAAGAACCCCGAAAUAGAUCCAAAGCUCCCAGAUGCAGGGAGCGAAUGAGGGGCGGGAAGCUCUAUAAUUAUUUUCCAAGAGGACGAGAGAGGUUUGUUGCACGCGACAGUCCGCUAGGGAGGCGGGGACCGAGCUAUGACGCUGUUUGGAGUUGGCGGGUUUUGUUUUCUUAAAAAAAAAAAAAAAAAAAAAAAAAAAAAAAAAAAAGCGUGGGGGAACACUAAAAGUCUUUAAAAAAAAAAGAUACAUCAAACAGAUUCUCCCUCUUUGUAUGCCGGAUGCUGCAUGAGUCUGAAACACCAAUAAACGGAGACUGCAUGAGA